Molecule: messenger RNA, 1528 nt
Organism: Uranotaenia lowii
Lineage: Eukaryota; Metazoa; Arthropoda; Insecta; Diptera; Culicidae
Product: serine protease inhibitor 2-like
Exons: 7
Coding region: 208-1440 (410 amino acids)
Molecular function (GO): serine-type endopeptidase inhibitor activity
Source: RefSeq, a predicted model, not a curated record
AGUAACAUCAACUGAUAUACACACGGUUGUUGAAUCUGGUUUUCAAACUAUAGCUACAAUUCGUUGACAUCUAUUCUUUAGAGGCUCGUCGUCACCAGUCAGCGGGGGGAUUUUGAAUUUUCUCAGUCGCGUGAAUUGGAGCGGUUGAGUAGCAUCGUUCUUUCGGGCACCUAAUUGCAGAUUGUCGGACCAACUUUUGCUGGCGAUAUGAGAAAACGUACAUUUUUGGCUUUUGGUACCUUCAUUCUGAUUCAUUUGUGUUUUGUUAAAUCCCAGGCUGUCGAUGCAGACAAGCCAUUCGAUGGAACUCGCGAUUCGAAAUUCGACUCAUCUUUGGUCAAGAAUAUUUUGAAAAACAACAAUGAAAACGUAAUAUUUUCCCCGUUUCCUAUAAAAGUUAUGCUAGCUUUGCUUUUCGAAGCAACAGGUGUCACAGUCCUAAGCUCAUCACCCACUAAACAGGAGCUAAGCUCUGUUCUCAGCUUGGAUACCACUCUGAACUCAACUCGUAACACAUAUGCCCGAUAUCAGAACUUGACUGAGGAUUCUCAUCCCGAUUGUAGUCUGCAGUUGGCGACCCGUUUGUAUGUGGAUGAUUUUAUCGAUGUGAUUAGCAGAUAUGAGAUUUCCCUUAACUACCACUACAAUGUAUCGAUCGGUAGCUUUUCUUCUGCUGAUGCUGAACAAUCUGCUAAAAGUAUCAACAGCUGGUUUAGCCAUGCAACGAAGGGGAGGAUAAGUGGAGUUGUACGGGCAGAUCAACUAGCCGAGUCCGUCAUUUCUGUGCUAAACGCCAAUGUGUUGAAAGCCUUCUGGAAGUUUCCGUUUCCACAAAAUGGACCAAUGCAAAAGUUCAACCAUCGGAGUGGAAAAUCGGUGCUGGUGCCAUUCAUGGAGCUGCAGCAGACCCUCUACUAUCAAUCGCAAAUCAACGGGAUAGAUGCUCAAGUUUUGAGACUGCCAUUCAAGGGAGGAUUAUUUUCCAUGUACCUUAUUUUGCCACACGAAAACUCUUCAAUCCAAGCAAUUCUGGAGGAACCUCUUUUUCCAAACGUAUUUUCCAAUUUGGUUGAAACCAAGCUUCGUGUAUUGAUUCCCAAAUUUAAAUUUGAUGAUGUAUAUGAUUUCAAAGAAAUUUUGAAAAAUAUCGGAAUUCAACAGAUUUUUUCUGAAAACGCUUCACUGCCGCUGCUGGCUCGAGGAAGAGGUACAAAGAAUAAACUAAAAUUAUCGAACUUGAUCCAAAAGACAGGCAUUGUGUUAAACGAACAGGGUAGUGAAAUUGCAGCCGUUUCUGGCUCAACAGUGACUGUUUCCAGUAAAUUGGGGGAUACAGAACUGCCCACCUUUAACGCCAACCGACCAUUCAUUUUCCUCAUUGAAGACGAUACACAGGGAACGCUGUUGUUCGCCGGAAAGCUGGAGGAUCCUUCAAGUUAAAAAUCGUCGGCAUUGAUUAAAAAUUUGAGCAUGUAAUAUGGUUUCUAAACACAAUAAUCUUAAACGAGACAGCCAAGAAAAAAACAUC